Caenorhabditis angaria is the source of this 2250-nucleotide messenger RNA. The record is from the annotation of a GenBank genome assembly. Lineage: Eukaryota; Metazoa; Nematoda; Chromadorea; Rhabditida; Rhabditidae.
AUGUCCGGUGGUGGAAAAGAUCGUAUUGCGGUUUUCCCGUCGCGUAUGGCGCAAACCUUGAUGAAAACCCGUCUGAAGGGAGCGCAAAAAGGACAUUCGUUGCUCAAAAAGAAGGCCGACGCGUUGAACAUGCGAUUCCGUGAUAUUUUGAAGAAAAUCGUUGAGGUACGGGGGGAUUUUCUGCUGUUCUAUGAAGAAAUAAUGAAGUUUUUGGUUUGCAGAACAAAGUUUUGAUGGGUGAAGUGAUGAAGAAUGCGGCGUUCUCGUUGGCCGAAGCCAAAUUCCACGCUGGCGAUUUUUCGCACACUGUCAUUCAAAAUGUGUCGCAAGCUCAAUAUCGUGUGAGAAUGAAGAAGGAAAAUGUUGUCGGUAAGGCAUUUUUUCUGAAUUUUGGCGAAAAAUCAAAAAUUUCACACAGAAUUUGUUAAUUUUGGCUCACAAGAAGUUUUUUUGCUUGUGAAGAUGAAAGUUAUAGUAAUUCGAGCAUUCUGAAAACGAUCCUGAAGUCUAAAACUCUUGAGAGCACCUCCAAAGAGCUCUAAGCUUUGUGGAAGGGCUCUCAAGAGUUUGACUUUGGAAUCGUUUUCAGAAUGCUCGAAUUAGUAUAGCUCUUAUCUUCACAAGCAAAAACAACUUCUUGUAAGCCAAAAUUAACGAAUUCUAUGUGAAAUUAUUGAUUUUUAGCUGAAAAUGCUUAAUUUUUGAGCGAAAAAUCAAUAAUUUCACACGGAAUUUGUUAAUUUUGGAUUACAAGAUGUUUUUUUGCUUGUGAAGAUGAAAGUUAUAGUAAUUCAUUCUGAAAACGACCCUGAAGUCAAAAACUCUUGAGAGCAUCUCCACGGAGCUCUGAACUUUAUGGAAGGGCUCUCAAGAGUUUUUGACUUCAGAAUCGUUUUCAGAAUGCUCGAAUUACUAUAACUCUCAUCUUCACAAGCAAAAACAACUUUUUGUGAGCCAAAAUUAACGAAUUCCAUGUGAAAUUAUUGGUUUUUCGCUGAAAAUGCUGAAUUUUUGAGAAUGCUGAAUUUUUGAGCUGAAAAUGCUGAAUUUUUGAGCGAAAAAUCGAUAAUUUCACACGGAAUUUGUUAAUUUUGCUUUACAAGAAGUUUUUUUUGGUUGUGAAGAUGAAAGUUAUAGUAAUUCGAUCAUUCUGAAAACGAUUCUAAAGUCAAAAAUUGGCACAGUCUCUUGAGAGCACUUCAAGAGAGCUCACAGGGAGUUAUGACAAUUUUUGACUUCAGAAUCGUUUUCAGAAUGAUCGAAUUACUAUAACUUUCAUCUUGACAAGCAAAAAUUAACGAAUUCUGUGUGAAAUUAUAGAUUUUUAGCUGGAAAACUCCCAUUUUUCAUCCUAAAACCAAAAUGUUUCAGGAGUAUUCUUGCCAGUCUUCGAUGCUUAUACCGAUGGUCCAGACGCUUACGAUCUAACCGGUCUCGGAAAAGGUGGAGCCAACAUCGCGCGUCUCAAGAAAAACUACAACAAAGCCAUCGAGCUGUUGGUCGAAUUGGCCACACUUCAAACAUGUUUCAUCACUUUGGAUGAAGCGAUCAAAGUCACAAAUCGACGUGUGAAUGCCAUCGAACACGUCAUUAUUCCACGUAUCGAGAACACUUUGACCUAUAUUGUCACUGAAUUGGAUGAGAUGGAAAGAGAAGAGUUUUUCAGAAUGAAGAAGAUUCAGGCGAAUAAGAAGAAGUUGAAGGAACAAGAGGCGGCGCAGAGAGCGGUAUGGGAUUUUUUCUAGAUUUUUUGAACAGCUAUUAUCGAAAAUCUCAUCGUUCUCACGCGCUCCACCGAAAUAAACACGCAACGUGUGUUUUUGUUCGAGCGAAGCGAGUGUAAACCGCAAGCUUCCGCGCAGCGGCACUGUCUUCCGCUUUAGCGACCACGCGGAUUACUAUGACCUGGAAACCGUAGGAGUUUCUCCACGUGGCCGCUAAAGCGGGAGACAGUGCCGCUGACGCGGAAGCUCGCGGUUUACACUCGCUUCGCUCGAAAAAAGAUUCAAAUUCCCUCUCUUUUUUGUGUGUGUUGUGGCGCGACGCGGUCUGCGUUGCGUGUUUAUUUCGGUGGAGCGCGAUGAAAUUUUUGAUAAUAAAGAUAGUCUAUCGAGCAUUGCUCAUAUUAACAAUUUUCAGAUUGAUGACGCCGCAGCUGGAAAUACAAAUACCACAAGUGGAAAUUCGUCAUCCGACGCGCCACGCAACAUUUUCUCAAACGAAGACGAUUUGCCCGUCCUCUUCAACUAA